ACCGCAUCUGCGCUCUCAUUGGCUGUAAUCUCUCACCCUACUGCUACCGCAUUGGCUGCAUGAGGAUUCUCUGUACCAAACACCGGUAUGGCGGCGAUCGGUGUGCACUUGGGGUGCACGUGUGCGUGUGUGGCCGUGUAUAAGGAUGGUCGCGCUGAUGUGGUCGCCAAUGAUGCCGGUGACAGAGUAACACCUGCUGUGGUUGGAUUCUCGGAAAAUGAAGUGAUUGUUGGCUUGGCGGCAAAACAGAGCAGAGUGAGAAAUGCAGCAAACACUAUUGUGAAAGUGAAACAAAUCUUGGGGAGGAGCUUUGGAGACCCACAGACUCAAAAGCACAUCUCUGAAAGCAAAUGUUCAAUAGUUGAUAAAGCAGGAAAACCAAAGUAUGAAAUAGAUACAGGAGAAACUGUGAAAUUCGUAAGCCCAGAAGAUGCUGCUAAACUUGUCUUUAGUAAAAUGAAAGAGACCGCCCAAUCAGCUUUGGGAUCAGAUGUCAGUGAUGUGGUUAUCACUGUUCCUUUUGAUUUUGGUCCAAGUCAGAAAAAGUCUCUUGGGGAGGCGGCAGCAGCUGCUGGAUUCAAAAUUUUGCGUAUGAUUCAUGAACCAUCCGCUGCUCUCUUGGCAUAUGGUAUUGGGCAGGAAGAAGCUACUGGUAAAAGCAAUGUAUUGGUGUACAAAUUAGGAGGUACGUCAUUAUCUGUUACGGUGAUUGAAGUUAACAGCGGAAUAUAUCGAGUUCUAGCAACAAAGACUUAUGACAACAUUGGAGGAGUCUGUUUCACAGAAGCUCUAGCUCAAUAUCUGGCAUCUGAAUUUCAGAGGUCAUACAAACAGGAUAUUAAAGGAAAUGCUCGAGCAAUGAUGAAGCUUAUGAACAAUGCUGAUGGAGCUAAACACUCCCUAUCGACUUUAGGAAGUGCCAAUUGUUUUGUGGAUUCGUUACAUGAUGGCAUUGACUUUGAUUGCAGUGUUUCCAGGGCUCGUUUUGAACUCAUCUGUUCUUCCCUGUUCAAUCAGUGCAUGGACCCAAUCAAAAGGCUUUUGGAAGAAGUUGAAUUUAAAGCUACUGAUGUGAAUCAGGUAGUACUAUGUGGAGGAUCUGCUCGCAUGCCAAAAUUGCAACAAUUAAUUAAGGACCUAUUUCCAGAGGUGGAACUGUUAAACAGCAUACCUCCUGAUGAGGUCAUUCCCAUUGGCGCUGCCAUAGAAGCUGGAAUUCUGGUUGGUAAAGACGAUCUAUCUACAGAUCUGGACUCCAUUACCAUUGAGUGCUCUGCCAGCGAUAUACUAGUGAAGGAAGCUGAUGAGUCCGGAGCGGAGAAGUUCACUGUUCUGCUGCCUUCAGGAACCCCACUCCCUGCUCGUAGGCAGCACACACUACAAGCAUCUGGGAACAUCGCCUCUGUGUGUUUGGAGUUGUACGAGUCUGUUCCUAAAUCAACUAUAUCUGACAGCAGUAAAUUUGCACAAAUUGUACUUAAAGAUCUGCAGAAGAAAGAAAAUGGCGUUCAUGAUAUAGUCACUGUACUCACAAUGAAGAGAGAUGGAUCUUUACAUGUAACUUGCACUGACAAAGACACUGGAAGAUUUGAGAUGAUCACAGUAGAAGAGUCGUCCUAAUUCUUAAUAACCAUCUAUCAAUCCACAAAAAGAACCAGAUGUUUGGGAAGAUGCCAGAAAUGCACCAACCAGGAAAGCUUGCAGUGAACGGCGCAUCCGCGUUGCAUGUUUUUCUUGCAAAUGCUGCGACAAUAGCAGAAAAUCAUAUGGUCAUAACGGAGGUUUUUUUUUUUCUUUUAAUGGAAAAGUAUAAGGGUUCUGCUGGCCCUUUUAGCAUCUGGAAAUAUUUCAGUAUUCAUGUUGCAAUUGCCCAAAAGCACAGCACCUUCAUAUGGAAGUAACAUAAAAAAUAACGUCAUCCUGUGUUAUUGGAAUAUUUUUAAACCCUUCCACAAAGCAUGAGAGUUAUAUCGUCCUUAAAAUGAACUGCACAUAAAUGAUCCUUCUUUCAAUCAAUUAUAUUGAGAUCUGACCCUUUUACAAACACUGUAAAGGCAAAUAUACUGUGCACUGCAAGUUUAGUUACUCUAGAUCUGAGGGGAAGCUCUGCUGAUUUCUAUCAUUCGAUCAUGUGCAAGCAAAAAAAAUGUUUUUCUUUUCCUUGCAUGCAAUUGGUUAUUCUUUGCCUUUGUGAAGCUUUAUCUCAUUUAGUAAGCUCUGGAGGAAGUACACAGUAUAAAUCAACCCCAUUUGCUCUAGGACUUAUGGAGGGCAAUUAAUAGUCUUACAUUUUUCUGUUAUUGGAGAUCUUUUUGUGUUUGUUAGUAUUUUAAAACCUGACUAAUCGACAUUUAAGUUGCUGUUGCCUUUCUAUUUUUGUAAAGAACCUUUAGUUUAGAUUACACAAAGUUAUGUGCUUUAUUUAAACUGUAUCCAGUAAAAGCCAACAUAUAUCAAAAU
Rana temporaria (common frog) is the source of this 2460-nucleotide messenger RNA. It is a transcript of the gene HSPA14, whose product is annotated as heat shock protein family A (Hsp70) member 14. Bases 88 to 1620 code for a protein of 510 amino acids. Gene Ontology annotation, molecular function: ATP-dependent protein folding chaperone; ATP hydrolysis activity; ATP binding. Lineage: Eukaryota; Metazoa; Chordata; Amphibia; Anura; Ranidae. Gene Ontology annotation, biological process: protein refolding; cellular response to unfolded protein. Gene Ontology annotation, cellular component: ribosome; cytoplasm. The record is from RefSeq and is a predicted model, not a curated record. The transcript is spliced from 14 exons.